Dermatophagoides pteronyssinus (European house dust mite) is the source of this 2428-nucleotide messenger RNA. It is a transcript of the gene Cog4, whose product is annotated as conserved oligomeric Golgi complex subunit 4. The record is from RefSeq and is a predicted model, not a curated record. Gene Ontology annotation, cellular component: COG complex. Lineage: Eukaryota; Metazoa; Arthropoda; Arachnida; Sarcoptiformes; Pyroglyphidae. Gene Ontology annotation, biological process: retrograde vesicle-mediated transport, Golgi to endoplasmic reticulum; Golgi organization.
CCACGACCGAUACAGCUGACGUUUUCCAAUUUGGUGCAAACAAUUGAUGAUGAUAAUGAUGAAUAUUGUUGUUGGUAAUCUAAUUUUAAUUUAAUUCUUUAAUCAUGGAUGAAUUUAGGCACAUUCAAAGUCGAUCAGAUAUAUUGAGCACACUGGAACAUCUCAAUGAAGAAGAAAAAUUAGUUGAACAAGAUAUUGAUUUAUUUUUAAAAAAAGAAAAUGAAUUGCAAUUAUUGAUGACAUCGUUAAUCAAACACAUGGCCAACAUAUCAUUGAUCGAAAGCGAUGCUGAACGUUUGGCUAAUUUGAUGAAUUUUACAUCCGUCAUGGCCGAUAAUGUGAGCUAUAAAAUACGUUCAUUUGAUUUGGUCAAAAAUCGUGUGAGUGAAUGCUUGAAACAAGUGGAAGAUAUUAUCGACCUUAGAUCGUGUACGGAUGGAAUACAAAAAUCAUUGGCCGAUGAAGAUUACGAGAAAGCUGCCCGACAUAUCUACAGGUUUUUGUCUAUGGAUGAAUCUAUGCUAAGAAAAACGGCAUUAGAUGAAAGUCUGAGCGGGAAUAAUGAAAUACUGGAUACUUGUUCAUUGGAACAAUCUUUCGUGAAAUUGCAUGAAGCAGAACAAAAUCUUAGAUCAAUAGUUAUGACACGAUUCGAUAAAGCUGUUGCUCAUAAGGACAGUGCUAGUGUUGAACGAUUCUUUAAAAUAUUUCCGUUGAUUAAACAACACAAGCAAGGUUUGGAUCGAUUUUCCGAUUAUCUUUGGUCACAGAUCAUUGAAGAAAUAACGAACAAAAAAAUCAAUGCCGCUACAAAAGGUUCUGUUACGUUGGCCAAACUGUCAAACCUUUUCGAAACGAUUGCGCAAAAAAUCGAUGUUUAUUACCCGUUGAUCGAAACAUAUUAUGGUCCGGGAAAUCUAUUUCCAGUUGUCGCUAAAUUGCAAAAAGAAUGUGACAUACAAGCAAAGCUGAUUAUUGAAGAUUAUCAGAAUGAAAAAACUUUCACAUCCCUUGUAUCGAAUGUAUCGCGAGCUUUGAAAAAUUUUUCCAAUACACAGAAUAUAAGCAAACUAGAUCCAAAAGUAGUUGACAAACAUCUGAACGAUAUUAUGUACAUGUUAAAUCGUAAUCAGACUUACCUAAACUUCAUAUCCAACCGUUUGAUCUCCGAUAUCGAAGCUGCCAAAAACAAUGAAAAAGUCGAUCAACUACAUGAUAAACUACCCAUUCGAUUUCAGUGUCAAGACAUUGAUUCCCUUAUAAGAGACUGUAAUCUUUCUCAUGUGAUACAUGAUCUAGAUUCCAUUUAUGUUUUGCUUGAAGAAUAUUUUCUAAAAGAAUCGAUACAGAAAGCCAUUCAAUUGGACUCGGUUGAUAUUGACCAUAAAGAUUUAGAUUCUACAGCAAUUACAUCGAGCAUGCUGGAUGAUAUAUUUUUCAUUAUUAAAAAAUGCCUUAAAAGAGCCAUAUCUUGUGGUUCAGCCAAUGUUAUCAUGGCUAUGAUCAAUCAUUGUACUAUUGUUUUAGAGACGAUUUUCUAUGAAGUAAUCCAUAGUCGAAUCAAAUGUGGUUAUCCAAAUGCUUUAUCCACAUUGGAUCUUGCCAAUGCUUAUAAUGCCCUUCAAGCUGGCCGAUAUCUGCAAUCUUCCAACGAUGUUGAACAAAUGAAGAUAAUGUUCAUUUGUGCAUUGAACAAUCUAGACACUGCUUGUGAAUAUAUGAAUAAACUGAACCAGACCAUAACAGUCGAUGUAACCAACAGCGGCGUAUUGCAAAAAAAUCAAAUCGACCUGUUCGAUAGUUGUCUUUCUAAUUUCAGUUCACUUACUUCAAAGUUUCGGAUAUUGAUUCAAUCGGGAAUGCAACAAUUAUUUGCAGCUGUAUUCAAAACAAUAGUCAAAUCUAUGAUAGAUUCAUUUAUAUCGACUAGUCAUACAUUGAAUGAUGAAGAUAUUAUCACCUAUGAAAUCAGUGAAGGUUUGCGGCCUUUUAUUCAAACCUUCUUGAUGAGUAUGAAUUCAACAUUGGCUCCGUUCAAAAAACAAUUAACUGCAAAAAAUUUCGACACUCUCUUGACCGUAAUCAGUGCGGAAAUAUCCAAUCGAUUGUAUAAAGCACUGUUUCAAUGUUCAUUCAAUAAGUUUGGUGGAUUUCAAUUAGAUCGUGAGGUGCGUGCCAUUAUCAAUUUUCUAACUUCCAUUUCGCCGACGACUAUUAGUUUGAGAGAAUAUUUUUCUAAACUAAAAUUCAUCGGGGUCAUAUUCACAUCGGAGAAUAUCAAUGAAAUCAAUGAUUACAUACAUUCAAAAGAAAAUUAUAAUGCUUUACGAGUGAAUCCGAAUGAAUUACAUCAAUUGUUAAGGCUUUAUACAGAACUAAGUCCAAAUGAUUUAAGAAAAAUUAAAUUAUAAAUACAAUAAAGACAUGA